This is a messenger RNA of Acanthaster planci (crown-of-thorns starfish), 3072 nucleotides long. It is a transcript of the gene tubgcp3, whose product is annotated as tubulin gamma complex associated protein 3. Gene Ontology annotation, biological process: cytoplasmic microtubule organization; mitotic cell cycle; microtubule nucleation. The record is from RefSeq and is a predicted model, not a curated record. Gene Ontology annotation, cellular component: spindle pole; gamma-tubulin complex; microtubule organizing center. Gene Ontology annotation, molecular function: microtubule minus-end binding; gamma-tubulin binding. Lineage: Eukaryota; Metazoa; Echinodermata; Asteroidea; Valvatida; Acanthasteridae.
UUAAUCUAACAAACAAACACAUGGCGCCAAAAAGAAAUCAGGAUUUGAUCACUGUGCGACUUUCGGACGACUUUCCCUCGAAUUCUCACGACUUGAUCUUCAUGUCACCAUGGCGUCGGGUGCCUCAGGCCCCAGCAAUCCCCAAACACUGCUCCUGAAGCUGGUCAGGCAUAUGCUGGCAAAACCAAAAGAUGAAGAUGUUACUGCACAAUACCAGUAUGCCCUCCGAGUAAUUAGCAGCAAUUUUACCCCAUCAGUCGAAGGAGAUGAGUUUCAGGUGUCUCAGCGAAUUCAAAGAAAAUUGGCCAGACAAGGAAGAGAGGCUGAUGCUGCCCGAUUUGCAGAGCUCUGCAGGAAACUUCAGUCUCAGAAUUUGCUCCAGAAUCGAUGGGCCGUUAUGUACCUCCUCAUGUCACUUAGCAAUGACAAAAAAUCGGCAAGAAGUAGGGUGGCUGAAGGGGCAGCCAUAUUUGGUGGAGGGUUGCCCCGCAUGGCGACCUCCACGCCGUUUGAGUCAAGACCGAUGAGUCGUCAGCCAACGCCCCCUGACCACACCCUCAGCAUGAUGCAAGAGCGAUCACACAGCAGUGGAAUAGGAAGUACCCUGAGCAGUAUAUCUGGUCAUGGGCAGACUGUGUCGUUGACAAGUAACUUCAAUACUCCCAGAGACAUGUACACCCCAGCUGGUGACACACAGCCAGUCAGCGCACGCCUCGCCCGCAUGCUGAUUGGCGACAGCGCCAAGCAUCAGACCUACACGGUCCCACCAGCUCACCGUCAGGCCAGGAUGACCCCUGCAGUGACCUUUGCACUAAGUGCCAGAGAUGCAACAGAUAACACUGCCUCCGAGGUCCCCGAAGCCUCCCUGGUGAGGGAUCUGAUCUAUGUCUUUCAAGGGGUAGAUGGUCAGUACAUUCGAUACCAUCCAGCAGAAGAUGCAUUCUGUGUUGACCACCAGGCUGGUGUCUCCAAGCCAACCAGGGAUCUGGUCCACAAACUGGCCGAGCUAGGCUGGCUGUUCCUGAGGGUGCGGAAGUACAUCGACUCACGCAGCCGAGACAACGCCAUGGGCAUUGUGGGACAGAGUUUCUGUGCAGCCUUGCAGCAGGAGUUGACCGAGUACUAUCGCUUGUUGGCAGUACUGGAGGCUCAGCAACAACAGCAAGAGCAGGAUCCCGGGCUCAGUGAUCUGAACACCGACCUGACCUUGAUUAGGUUAAAGGUCUGGACCUAUGACCCCAUCCACAGGAUGAAGUAUCUUGCCAUUCUUGUUGACGGCUGCAAAGAUAAGAAAGGCGGGGCUCUGGCUUCGGCUGUUCACUCCUACACACUCCACGGCGACCCGUCAGUCAAGUGUGUCAUGAAGCACAUCUUGAAGCUGGUAGCCUUCCCGAUCAAGACCAUGCUGGACCGCUGGAUUGAGGACGGGGACUUGGAUGACAAGUUUCAUGAGUUCUUUGUUGCCUCGGACCCCCUGGUAAAAGAAGACCGACUUUGGCAUGACAAGUACUCCCUCCGGAAAUCCAUGAUCCCCUCCUUCAUAACCAUGGAACAGGCCAGAAAAAUUCUUCUGAUUGGCAAGUCCAUCAACUUCCUUCGUCAGGUUUGCCUUGACAACAGUCCCAUCAAGGGCAGAGGAGACAGUGAUUCAGUGACAAAGAAUAAAUACCAAGACACUGAGAUGCUCUUGGAGCAAGAUCUAGACGCCUCCUUCCAGCAGGUGAUUGACUCCGCUUACCGCGAUACCAGUAAGAGACUGCUCUACGUACUCUACACCAAUUUCAAGUUCCUCGAUCACCUCAAGGCAAUGAGGAGAUACUUACUGCUCGGUCAGGGAGACUUCAUCCAGCAUCUCAUGGAUCUGCUGGAGAGUGACUUGUCUAAACAGGCGAACCAACUCUACCUACACAAUCUGACAGGUAUGUUAGAGACUGCUGUUCGAGCUACCAACGCACAGUAUGAUGAUGCUGAGAUUCUCAACAGGGUGGAUGUGCGGCUUCUGGAGUUGUCCCAUGGGGAUACUGGCUGGGACGUGUUCAGCCUGGACUACCACGUAGACGGUCCCAUCAGCACCGUCUUCACGCCGCAGUGCAAGAUCCUGUACCUGCGUGUCUUCAACUUCCUCUGGCGGGCCAAGCGCAUGGAGUACGUACUGGCCCGGGUCUGGCGCGACACAACGGGCAGCACCCGCAAGCUGGAGGCCAUCACGGAGCUGGCGCCCAUUUUCCAUCAGUGUCACAUCUUGACGGCAGAGAUGGUCCACUUUGUCAACCAGAUGCAGUACUACAUCAACUUUGAGGUGAUGGCCUGCUCUUGGGAUGAACUCUGGAAGAAAGUGACGGAGGCGGAGGACAUGGACCACAUCAUUGCCGCCCACGAAGUCUUCCUGGAUGCCAUCAUCAAAGGCUCCCUGCUCGAUGAGGAGUCGCAGCCCUUACUGACCCAGCUGCGAGCAAUCUUUGACCUGAUCAUCCAGUACCAGGAAGUGCAGGAAUCCCUCUACAAUGAUAGCUGUGAGGAACUCAGGCAGAGAGGGGCCAACAAGCAGGCCAUCCAAGAAAGGACAGAACAGGGUGAGUGGGGACUGACAGCACAGGCUGAGCAGGACCAGAAGAGACGCCGGGCCAAAUUCCUUCGGGAGUUCAUUCCAACCAGCCGGGCCCAGCUGAAGGUCCUAAGGAAAUCUUUUCAGGAUAUGGUUCAACGCUUCCUGGUGAUGCUGACUGGUCACUCGGACGACAGCCUGCGACUCCUGGCGGUCAGGCUGGACUUCAACGAAGUUUACAAAGCUAAGGAGCCCAUGCUGCGAAGUCCCAUGGCCUACAACCGCACCAAGAAGGUCUUCUGAGUUCUCAGCUGUGGUGUCAGGUAGUUAAGACAAACGGUUGUGAUAGGUCUGCGCGAGUGGUGGUCUUGCAGGCAACUUGGCCAAAAGCAGUUUAAUCAAUCAAAUAGACUUUGAGUGCUAGCAAUUUUUCUGAAAGGCGUGCAAAUUAGAUGAUUAAUUUUAAACAUUAACAAACUCAGAGCCUUUAAUAACAAAAUGUCUGGUGAAAAAAAGAGCACCAUGUA